This is a messenger RNA of Drosophila hydei, 5124 nucleotides long. RefSeq names its product KN motif and ankyrin repeat domain-containing protein 1 (gene Kank). NCBI's taxonomy places the organism in Eukaryota, Metazoa, Arthropoda, Insecta, Diptera, Drosophilidae. The transcript is spliced from 12 exons. Gene Ontology annotation, cellular component: cytoplasm; cytoskeleton. The record is from RefSeq and is a predicted model, not a curated record. Gene Ontology annotation, biological process: negative regulation of actin filament polymerization. Gene Ontology annotation, molecular function: protein binding. The coding region runs from base 656 to 4588 and encodes 1310 amino acids.
UACGAUUCGUGCGCGGCGCUUGCAACAUCAAAUUGUUUUUCGGUUUCCGUUUCGGCUUCCAUUUGUUGUGUUGUGCUGUGCUGUGCUGUGUUGUGUGUGUGUGGGAAAAAAUGCAACAAAUAUGUGUGUCCAUUAGUUGUAAACGUUUUGGCGCUUGUAAUUGGCGGCAGCUGCUUUUGUUUUGCCUUUAAGAGCAACCAACAGUGAAACAGUGAACUACAACGACAGCCACAACAAAAAAAACAACAGCAAUAGCAGCAGCAGCAGCAGCAGCUGAAGGCAAAUGCAUUCAAGGUGCGCUUAAUUAACAUGCAACUGGCAACUGGUAACUGGCAAGCAGCAGCAACGGCAACGACAGGCUAACGACAACAGCACGUCAGAGAGUGCAAUCGAAGUUAUCAAAAGAAACUAAAAUUGCCGGUAGGCAGCAACAUAAGCAACAGCAGCAACAUCAACAAAACUUCGCCAAUCAGUCAAAGGCUAAAGAUGAGUUGUGCAGCUGUGCUUAGGCUUUGCCCUGUAGCUGCUAAUUAAAGCGCGCAACAGCAACAAUUGCAACAUCGAUAGCAACAGCAACGACAGUAUCAGCGACAAUAGCAACACUAACAACUGGCAAUAGCAACAGCAGCACGGCAACUUCAACAGCAACAGCAACAUGUCACUCGUUUUGCGGAGUCAACGCGCCUUCAUUGAGGAAAAUGCUCGUCAAUUGCCAGGCAGUAAUAAUGGCACCCCGAGCUCCACGUUAACCAGGUCGGUGCGCAGCUGCAACUGCUGUCCGUAUGGCUACCACAUCGAUCUGGAUUUUGUGCGCUAUUGCGAGGCGCUGGCCAAUGCCAAGCCCAGCGAGGAGGAGCUGCAGCGACGCGAUCGUCGGCGCUCGCGCAAGUCUAUGGAGUUUAUGCUGGGCUUUGAGAGUCUCUUUGGCAGCGAUUGGCAGGCGGAAAGUCGUGUGCAGCCCAAGCUAAUAGAGGCCGCACAUGAAAGCGAACCAGAUUCGCCUCGCCCCGCUGCCGGGCAGUCGCCCAGCUAUCGGCCGCGCUCCUCGUCCGUGCCGCGCUUCACCUACAGCAACAGUUUGGCACCGCGCGCCGAGUCGCCCUAUGGCACAGCCUCCUCCACCUGCUCCUCGCUGCGCGGCGGCGUCGAGAGCGAUGCGGGCGUCUAUCAGUCGCCGAGGAGCCAGAGCAAUCACAGCUACGGGCAUGCUCGUCCGGCCAUUAGUCCGCCGGAGACUCGCGCCUUUCUCCACGAGGCACUCGACGAAGUCUGCAGCGAUUUCGAACGAACUCUGGAACGCGCCUCGACCAAGCGGCGUAAGGCGGGAGCCUACAGCUAUGCCAACGGUGGAUCGCACUCCAUGGAUCGCAACAAUAACAGUCUAAGUCUGAGCCUCAGCCUCAACAACGGCUACGGCUCCAAAGAGGCCAAGGAACGUCGCAUGGGCCACAGCACGUGGGAUCGUUACUUUGAUGUCGCAGACUCCUGCAUGGCAGGCAAUCGCUCGCCGCGUUCGAGCACUCCGCAUCUGUUCCAGCGCUCGAACACGCUGCCGCUGCAGCAGCGUCCCAGUCCCGCCGAGGUGCAGUACGAGAGCUAUGUGCUGGCCACGGUGGCAGCCAAUGCCAAGUCGCCGGUUGAGCAGCUGGAGCAGGCCAAGGUCACGCCGCCGCCACCGCCGCCGCGUCGCCACCACUUGACGGCCACGCCCAAAGCCACGUCCAAGCACACGAAUGGCCAUGACAGCGGCAGCCCGCUGCAGUCGCCCUCGAGCUCCGAGGCUGGACAGACCACGGCGGACGCGCAGGCACUGUGCCAGAUACGCGAGCAAAUGGCGCUGAGCCUAAAGCGUCUCAAAGACUUGGAAGAACAGGUCAAGGUCAUACCCGACAUGGAGCUGGAGCUCAAUUCGCUGCGCACUGAGAAGCAGCGCCUGCAGCGGCGCAACGAGGAGCUGCUGCGCAGCCAGCGGCAGACGCCCUCGCCGCCCAGUCCGGGCCUGAAGAACGGCUCACCCGUGCAGUUCACGCCGCAGCGCAUCAGCCCCGUCUCGCUGGAGAGCCUGGGCGCGCGCAUGCGCAGCAGCUCCUCGCCGAGCAUUAUACGACGCGAUGUGGCCACGCAGGCGGCCAGCAAAGUGGCAGCCACACGCGACGUGGCCGUUGGCGCCCAGUUGAGCGUGCGGCAUGUGGGCACGCAGCAAGCCGAGGCGAUCUACUCGCAGUCGGAGCUGCAGCACAAGAUCGAGCUGGCGGUCAGCGAGCGCAAGCAGCAGCGACUCAGGCAGCUCAUCUCGGUGGGCACUCAGAUGUAUGUGCCGCAGCGGGAGCAGCGCGAGAAGGGCGUGCAGACGGUGCCGGAGCGGCCGGUGCUCAAGCACAAUGUGAGCAUCAGUGCCAAGCCCACGACCAGGGAGAGUUUCACCAGCUGCCAGCCGGAAAUGCGCAGCGUGGGCAGCUCCGAGCAUCGCGUCACGGAUGUGCUCUGCGAGAAGUGCGCCAUUAGCAAGCGCAGCGUCAGCGUCGGCUGCGGCACAGAUGCGCCGCUGGAGAAGCCGAAGCCCGCGGCCCAGCUGCUGCCCGGACGCAGCAACACCUUCAGCCUCGGCGAGCACGAGCAGCUGGCCAUCAAGCGCAAGACCGUUGCCUCUCAGACGCUGCUGACCCCGGUGCACACCUCGUCCAGUCAGACCACAGCCACCACUGUGCGCUCCACUGGCGCCCAGGUCAUGCCGGAGCAGCAACAGAUGGCGACACAGUGCACGCGCGUGGAGUCGACUAGCCGGCAAACGGAUACGAAUGGACUGCAGCGGCUCACGCGCAGCGCCCUCAAGGCCGAGCAGCUGAUGGCGCCGCAGACGCGACCGUCCACAUGCCACACCGGCAGCAAUACCGAGCCGCCGCCGCAGCCAGUGCCUAAGCCCGAGCGCAGCACUGUCCACUCCGCCUGCAAUACGGAGCAGGUGCGCAAGCGAGACGUUGGUUGUGGCGACAUCGUCAAGCCGCACAUCUCGAUUGCCUGUGCCGCCAACUACUGUGAUUCCUGCAAGGAGGCCAUCCAGGUGCUGGCCAAGGAUUUCUCGAAGGCAGAGACCAGCGAGCUGCCAGCUGCUACAGCUACACCCACGAUGCGGCGCUCCACCUCAGCCGAUUCGCGCAUACCGCGCCCCAAACAUCUCACUAGUCCCAGCCCAGUGCGCCGGCAGUUCCAGAGGCAAAACACUUACACGCUGCCAGCUGCCGCAGGAGCGUCAGCGGCUCCAAAGAGUCCAAAGGCGGAACGAAAGGCACUUUUGAGCUCGCUGCAGGAGAAGCCGCCGAGUGCUGCGCUUGAUGCGUCGCCGGAGGCGCAGAGCUUUAUCAAACAGCCGUCCAGCAAAUCAAGCGCCACCUCCAAGGAUCUGGACCUGACGCAGCUGGGCGACGGUGAGCUGAUUGUGCGCGAGGAGAAGCGUGUCAGCAUUAGCUGGUCGCGCGAUGCCUCACCAGCCCCGCUGAUGACAUCUUCGGCGACGACGACCAGCACCAAGUCCGCCUCGCCGGAGCACGCGCUCACCGCUUCCAGUGACUCCGCAGUGGAGCGCGAGAUAUCGCAGGGAGCGCGUAAGAAGUCCAGUACGCCGCUCAAGUCUAGUCAGAGCGAGGGCUCCCAGGUGACCGUCAUCGAGCGGCAGACAGAUGUGGAGCCAAGCACAAAGGAGGAGCGUCCCCCAACCAAGGCACAGCUGCAUCAGCUGGCCCAGGCGCCAGCAGAGCCCAGGCAAAAGUCGGAGUUGGCCAAGGAGCUGAAGGAGGCGCUCAAAGCUAUCAGUGACUCGCUGCUCAAGAAACUGGGCUCCAGGCCAAUCACUUCCUUCAGCCUGAAGGCUUCCAAGGCCACUAUCGGAGACCAUUGGUUCCGCAUAUCCAGCACGGCGACAUCCAAUCCCCACGAAGUUGAGGACUAUUUGGACUACUUUGAAUCUCUGUCGGUGCCACUGCUCGAGUACUGUGUCAACCUCUCCGAUAGCAAUGGCAACACGGCUAUGCACUAUGCGGUCUCGCAUGGCAACUUUGACGUUGUGUCCAUACUGCUGGAUUCCAAGGUUUGCAAUGUAAACCAAAUGAAUAACGCCGGAUACACGUGCGUCAUGCUCGUUUCGUUGGCCAAGCUGAAGCAAGCGGCGCAUCGGACAGUCGUGGAGCGACUGUUUCAGAUGGCCGAUGUCAACAUACGAGCCAAAAAGCACUGCCAAACCGCAUUGAUGCUAGCCGUGUCGCAUGGCAACGGCGACAUGGUGGAGAUGCUGCUCGAAGCCGGCGCCGAUAUCAAUAUACAGGAUGAGGAUGGCAGCACGGCGCUGAUGUGCGCCGCCGAGCACGGCCGUGUGGACAUUGUGAAGCAUUUGCUGUCGCAGCAGGAGUGCGACUCACUAAUCCAGGAUGUGGAUGGCAGCACCGCCUUCAAGAUCGCCUGGCAGGCCGGACAUCGCGACGUGGGCUUGCUGCUGUACGUGCACGAGCAGAUGCUGCGCAGCAAGCUGCCCAAUCGCGGCGAGCCCAUACGCAAGUCGCUGCCAUUGCCCGCGCGCCCCAAGCCGCCCAAGUGAGGCGCCAACGGAGACGGCUGCCCGGCAGCCAUUUUGUAUUAGCGGCCAAAAAGUCGAACAAACCUUAGUGGUAAGAUUUUGAAUUAGCAUUUCGUAGCGCUGCCUAGGGAAAAUAGCUAAAGCAUUCCAUAUCAGUCAAGCUUAACUGUAAACUGUAAAAAAAAAAAAACAGCAAUUGUUCAUAAUCUAAAACACAAACAAAAGGCGCAAACAAUUCUCUUUAAGUUGUCUUUAAUUUAUUCUCUUAUUAAUUUCUAAUGUCUAAAGAGCUCACAACCUAACAUAAAUUGUGCAAGAAAUUUAUAAUUAAAUCUAAGUUUUAUAAUUAUGCCACUAAAAUCAAAAUGGAAAAUUGUCAGAAACUUAAUUAUUAAUUAAUUAAUUAUACAAUAAUUUACUACUUCUUUUAAGCCACUAAGAAAAUACUAAAAAUACUGCAUUAACCUGGGCUACACCUGUAGCAGCCAUAAAGCAACCAUAUCAGCAAACGACAAUGCAAAAAGCGACAAAAAAAUAACAAAAAAAAAAUAAAACAA